Molecule: messenger RNA, 1001 nt
Organism: Gambusia affinis (western mosquitofish)
Lineage: Eukaryota; Metazoa; Chordata; Actinopteri; Cyprinodontiformes; Poeciliidae
Gene: pdf
Product: peptide deformylase, mitochondrial
Exons: 3
Coding region: 174-899 (241 amino acids)
Biological process (GO): N-terminal protein amino acid modification; peptidyl-methionine modification
Cellular component (GO): mitochondrion
Molecular function (GO): peptide deformylase activity
Source: RefSeq, a predicted model, not a curated record
UUAUUCUGAAGUGAAUCGUGCUGCGCAUGCGUGGUAGACCAGAAAGUGAACACAGGGAGCACCUCUCUGUCCUGGCUUCUCCUUCCAGAACUGAGAUAUUUGUAGCUCAGGUAGCUUCAGCAUCAUCGGACCUGCAGGCCUAGUCCUGAUCCAUCCUGACCUGCAGUGCCGCUAUGACCUCCAGCGCCGCUCUGCUCACCUGGUCCAGAUUCGGGUUCUGUGCGUCCAGAACCACUUCCUCCUCAUGUAGAGUCCUGGUCCGACCCGCCUGCAGCCGCUCUUGGUCCGGCGGCGUUAAGGUGCGCUCCUACCUGCAGUACGUGAAGCGGAAGCUCCGGCCCCCUCCUAUCCCCCCCUACAGCCACGUGUGCCAGGUGGGCGACCCGGUCCUGCGCCGCCGGGCUGCCGCCGUGGACCCGGCAGCCGUAGAGGGCCCAGAGAUCCAGCGGGUUCUGGUAACCAUGGUGACGGUGAUGAGGAAGCUGCAGUGCGUGGGUCUGAGCGCGCCGCAGGUGGGCGUGCCGCUCCGCAUCCUGAUGCUGGAGUAUCCCUGGAACCUGUUCGAGGCGGUUCCGCCCGCGACCCGGCGGGCCCUCGGCCUCUCCAUCCAGCCGCUCCGGAUCUUCCUGAACCCAGAGCUCCGGGUUCUGGACAGCAGCACGGUUCUGUCUCAGGAGGCCUGCGAGAGCGUCUCAGGCUUCUCCGCCGCCGUGCCGCGGUUCCGGUCUGUGGAAGUGUCAGGCCUGAACGAGAAAGGUCAAGAGGUCACCUGGCAGGCGAGCGGCUGGCCGGCCCGGAUCCUGCAGCACGAGAUGGACCACCUGGACGGAGUUCUGUUCCUGGACCGCAUGGACUCCAGAACCUUCAUCAACAUCAACUGGCAGGAGCACAACGAGUAGCGCCAGCCGGCCCCAGGCAUAUGCAGCGCCGCAUGGCGCAGAGCUGGACCCUGGUUCUGGUGAACCAAACGGGUCAAAUAAAAUUUAUUUAUGGUGAAAUGA